Molecule: messenger RNA, 1910 nt
Organism: Salvia hispanica
Lineage: Eukaryota; Viridiplantae; Streptophyta; Magnoliopsida; Lamiales; Lamiaceae
Source: RefSeq, a predicted model, not a curated record
GAACACACAUCUAAUCAUACAAGCAGAUAUAUCAACUCCUUUGAGUCUAAUAUCCAUAUAUUUCUUCCACUUAAACACAGCUAAAAUAUCAUCCUACAAAUCUCUGCACAUCUCCAUUUUGUAUGUAAUUAUUAAUCAAUCUCUUUCCCGACCGCCAUUUCCACAAUUCAAAGCUUCGGUCUCAACAUCAACUGUUCUCUCUUUUUCCAAUUUUCAGGUGCGGGCUGUCUACAUGAAUAACGAGGUAAUAUACCUCUGAAGGUUCUUCACUUCCUAUUAUCGUAGUUUUGAGUGAAAUGACAGAAGCUGAUAGUGAAAUUAUAAAACCAGAGAUGCUAAAGGCGUAUGUGUGGCUUCAAACUUCUGAUGGUUCGAUACAGCAAGUAGAGCAAGAAGUGGCCAUGUAUUGCCCAUUUAUAUCUCAAGAAAUACAUGCUGGCAUGGGAUCUUCCAAGAAUUAUCCCAUCUCUCUUCCUUCACGUGUCAAUCCUUCCAUGCUGAGCUUGAUACUUGAUUACUGCCGAUUCCAUCAAGUGCCAGGACAUUCCAACAAGGAGAGGAAGUCAUUCGAUGAGAAGUUUGUUCGAAUGGAUACUAAAAGGCUUUGUGAACUGACAUCUGCUGCUGACAGCCUACAGCUGAAGUCACUGGUUGAUCUCACUAGUCGGGCUCUUGCACGGGUAAUUGAAGGGAAGACUCCAGAAGAGAUCCGAGAGAUAUUUCAUCUCCCUGAUGAUCUUACAGAGGAGGAAAAGUUGGAACCUAUCAAAAAUACCAUGGAUGAUCCGAGGAUUCGGCUAUUGAAUAGAUUGUAUGCUAGGAAGAGGAAAGAAUUAAAAGAAAGAGAGAGGUUGAAGAAUGUUGGGAUCGAAGAUGAGCGUGGGGAUGAGCGUUCAGUCGAUGACUUGUUAUCAUUUAUUAAUGGAGGUGGUGAAGAUUUUAAGGGGACCAAAACUUCUAAGAAUAAAAAGAAGAGCCGUAAAAGGAAAGAUCUCAAGAACACUUCUUCAAACUGCACGAGUACUUCAAACAAUACCUCUUCUUUAAGCAAUGAUGUAGAUGUGAACAAGAAGGAAACAAAUGAGCUUCAUUCCGAGUCUGGUAAUCCUUCAUUGCAUAACAAGCUUUUUAAUGAUGUUUGUAAUGUAACUAAGUUGCUCGACAUUGAAGAUGAUGGAUUAGCAGCUGAAGAUGAGUUUGAUGGGAUUGAUCCUUUAUUAAAAGAAAAACUUGAUAGGGAAGUACAAGACUUUGCGAGAAGGUUAAAUUCAGAUUGGCCAGAAAUAAUGCAAGAUAUUCUUUCUCGGAGUCAGGAGAGAAGACCAUUACCAUUAUCAGUUAAUAAAAAUGGUUCCUUGAGGAGAUAUACAAGAAUCUGUGGCAAUAAAAUCUUGCACGUCAAGCAAAAUAUAGCCGCUUAUAUGAUUUGUAUCUCUUGCUCAGAUCAGCCCCACAAAUGAUACCCCGGAAACACCUUUGAACUUCAAAGUGGACAACUGACCAGAUAAGAGAAAAUGGUUGGCACGCGACAGACACAGGUUGGUUUUGGCGAUCGAGCUUUGACAUCAGAAUGGGAUUGACAUUCAAGUUCAUUGGGAAAUUUUUUGACAUCGUUUGACAUUUGAGUUGACCUUGACAGCAAACAAUAAGGGAAAGGACGCGCUUUCAAGAUGCCGAUACCAGCCAAUUUUGAUUCUCACCAUCUUAUUUCUUGGUUUCUUCCCUUUUCUUCAUUUUCUAGUUGACCUACUACUGACUGUUGGUUGUCAUAAUUUUAUCUCUUGUUGUAUAAAUCAUUUUGGAUAAGAGAUCAUAAUGCUGGGAAGUCAACAGCCAACUGAGUUGAAGUGUUGUAAAUGCAGGUUUGAUGGUUUCUUUAAUUAUUGAAAGGUAAAUCCUUUUUGGAUUCA